Morchella importuna is the source of this 1701-nucleotide messenger RNA. RefSeq lists its product as uncharacterized. NCBI's taxonomy places the organism in Eukaryota, Fungi, Ascomycota, Pezizomycetes, Pezizales, Morchellaceae. Bases 1 to 1701 code for a protein of 566 amino acids. The transcript is spliced from 5 exons. The record is from RefSeq and is a predicted model, not a curated record.
AUGUUUACACCGCUAGACAUCGAGCUCUUUAUGCUCGUCAGCUUUGUGAUAGCUUCUUCAAUUAUCCUUUACUUUAUCUUGAAUCACGGCAAACCCUACGCAAUUUUCUUCUACAAUUGCUUCCUGAAACCCUUUUCUGGAAAGGUCACCUCCGUUAAACAACAGGAUUCUCUCGAGAGUUUUUAUAAAGGGCAAGCUGCAAUCUAUGAUGCGACAAGAGGGCAGCUUCUUAGGGGGCGGGAGGAGAUGUUGGCACUAGCUGCUGCGCAAUUAAAGCUGAGGGUCCAGAAGAAAAAAGAGGCCGAAUCCACGGAAGGGAGAGUUUGGGUUGAUAUUGGAGGUGGUACCGGAUAUAACAUUGAACUUCUCAACAAAUUCCUCCCAGUCCAACAGUUCUUUGAGAAGGUCUAUCUUGUUGAUCUUUCUCCAAGCUUGUGUGAACAAGCUCGCCAACGGUUCAGAAGGCUAGGGUGGAAGAAUGUAGAGGUCUUAUGUAUGGAUGCUCGCGGUUUUGAUCUUGAAGACCGAAAAGUCGAUUGGAUUAGCAUGAGCUACUCGCUUUCCAUGAUCCCCGACUUCUACUCCGUCGUGGAUUCUCUUUCAAUACUACUGUCACCUACAGGACUCAUUAGUGUUGCAGACUUCUAUGUGCAAUCUUCAACAACCUUCUCGGAAAGAACUUUUACAGGAGGCGCCUGGGAUCGUCAUGUCAAUUGGUUCUCGAGACAGUUUUGGAGGAUAUGGUUUGAGUUUGACAGAGUUAAUCUUGACGAGGGAAGACGAGAUUAUAUGGAGUACAAAUUUGGGACUCUUCUCAACGUUAAUGGCCGAAACCGCCUCCUUGGGGGAAUUCCAUACUACGUCUGGAUCGGGUGUCAAAAGCUCCACUCCGCCGCUGAUGUCCUUGAUCGUGUUGAUGCCGCCGCCACAGAAUCGCCAUACCUUGCCGCUAUUAACUCCCUCUCGAGCACUCACUCCUCAAAAACCUCUGCUGAAACCGCUCUCCAACUCCGCUCGAAAGGCUUUGAAGCCGCUGUCCUUAACCUUGCCGCAAACCUGCCAUUACCCAGCUUCUUCUACCAGAUCCACCAUUGGCGACUCUACUAUGACGAACUGUUGGAGAAACACACCCAGUUCAACAACUCUUACAUCUAUGCUUUCACGUGGGAAGACCCACGGGUUGAUCAUCGCAUCCUCAAGAUCAACCGCGACGAUGUGAUCCUCGCCAUCACCUCGGCAGGCGAUAACAUCCUCUCUUAUAUCAUCGACGGUGCACCGAAGCGCGUCCAUGCUGUUGAUCUCAACCCUACACAGAACCACCUACUCGAGCUCAAGCUCGCAGCCUUCAGUUCCUCACUCGACUACAAAGAUCUCUGGAAGCUGUUUGGCGAGGGCCACCACGAGAAAUUCUCAACAAUAUUGAUGGAGAAUCUAAGCCCACAUCUGUCGUCGCGAGCGUUUCAGUAUUGGUGGGAUAAUCGGGCAGUUUUUUCAAAAAGUAUUGGACUGUAUGAGACUGGCCAGUCACGGCUUGCGAUAAAAGCGGCGAGAUGGCUGUUUCGGUGCUGCGGGGUGGCAGGAAGUGUAAAGAGAAUGUGUGAGGCUAGAACCAUGAAUGAGCAGCGAGAGAUUUGGCAGGUUUCUGUGGCGGGCUCUGGGCGUACCACCGAAUCAGAGAGAUAUGAUCAGGGAGGAUCAUGA